This is a messenger RNA of Exophiala oligosperma, 1047 nucleotides long. RefSeq lists its product as uncharacterized. The coding region runs from base 131 to 898 and encodes 255 amino acids. The record is from RefSeq and is a predicted model, not a curated record. Gene Ontology annotation, molecular function: calcium ion binding; monooxygenase activity. NCBI's taxonomy places the organism in Eukaryota, Fungi, Ascomycota, Eurotiomycetes, Chaetothyriales, Herpotrichiellaceae. The transcript has a single exon.
CCGCAACUUCAAGUCACAUUUAGAUACCUUUUCGCCAGCUAUACACCUGUGUGAUUCUUUCUUACCAUCUACCCACCGACGCUGGGCCUCGCCAACCGGAUCAAUCAUCAGCCACAAGGCCAAGUAAGCCAUGGCGAUAUCUCCUACGACAUCCAAACCCUACUUAUAUCCUGACGUCCGGAAACGCACCACUGGCACCUCCGGCCUCAGCAAUGAGCACCUGUCCAACAAUGGCCGGGUCCCCACAACACACAUGUCGGACGGGCAUGAAGAAAAGUCCCAACUGACUGCCCUCCAACAACAUGUCCUCUUCUGGGAUCGUGACAACGACGGCAUCAUCCACCCAAAAGAUGUCUACGACGGUUUCCGAGCUUUGGGGUUCAAUGUUCUGUUUUCGCUGGGCUCAUUGCUCAUCCCGAUCUUCUUUUCGUACCCCACCAGUCUCGCCCACAGCUGGUAUCCUGACCCUUGGCUACGGAUCUACGUGGGGAGCAUCCACAAGGACAAACACGGCUCCGACACCAACAUUUUCGACCUGGACGGGCAUUUCCACCGUGACAGGUUCGAGGCCAUGUUUUCUCGCUGGGACGAGGACGGUUGUGGUGGUCUCUCGGCGGAUCAAAUGUGGAGGAUGUGGAAGAAGAACCGCUGUGCCGCCGACGUGGCGGGCUGGUGUUUUGCCUUUAUGGAACUUUGGACCACUUGGCUCCUCCUCCAAAAGGACGGAAGAGUGUGGAAGGAUGACCUUCUGGCAUGCUACGAUGGGACGUUGUUCUGGAAGAUCAGUGAGGCAAACUCCGACCCCAAAAAACCGUCAUGGUCGAGGGGGUACGGUGUACGAGACCUUUUGGACGGAUUGUUGAGAGGUCGGACGUGGAGGAACUGGGAUUUGAAUUAAGUGUACUCCAUGUACGAGUCUGAUUGGAAGAUUCAAAAAGCUCACGGUACUCAUUCUGAUCCCGAGACCAAUUCAUUCCUGGAACACGUUGGGCAGUGUUUACACUGUCGCUUUACAAGUACUGCCUGACAUCGAACCUGAGAAUCUUG